GCAACGAUACCGUUUGACUCUAUUUGUCGACUUCAAGAUGCCCCGACUGUUAAACCUCAGCCAAAACCUCUGAGAAACCAUGCUCUGCUCCUGCACCUGCAAAAAUGGCUGCUUUUGCCAAAACCUCUCCAAUCCCUCUCCACCCAGAACAGCUCAACCAUCAAUCUGUCAAAAGCCAAAAUUCCAAAGUCCUCAGUUUCUCUCACAAUCCCCAAAACCACCACCUCUCCUUCAAACGAACCCAAGAAGUACCAGUCCUCAACACCUCCCCAUCAUCCUCCUCUAUUACCACCUACAAUCCUAACUCAGAUAUAUAUCAACUAUGCCUUGCUGGGAACUUGGAACAAGCUCUUAAGCACUUAGACUCAAUGCAAGAGCUUCAGCUUUUCGUAGAAGAAGAUGCUUAUAUUGCUUUACUAAGGCUUAGUGAGUGGAAAAGGGCAUAUGAGGAGGGGGCUAGAGUGUACUCUUACGUGUCGAAUUCGAUAACUCGACUGAGUGUUAGACUUGGCAAUGCUUUGUUGAGUAUGUUUGUGAGGUUUGGUGAUUUGGGUAAUGCUUGGUAUGUUUUUGGGAGGAUGGAGGAGAGGAAUGUGUUUUCUUGGAACGUGUUGGUGGGUGGGUAUGCAAAGGCGGGGUUUUUCGAUGAAGUAUUGGAUUUAUAUCAUAGGAUGUUGUGGGUCGGUGUGCAUCCCGAUGUCUAUACUUUUCCUUGCGUUCUGAGGACUUGUGGGGGAAUCCCGGACUUGGCAAGGGGGAGGGAGGUUCAUGUUCACGUCUUAAGAUAUGGAUUUGAGUCAGAUGUCGAUGUGAUUAAUGCUUUGAUCACUAUGUAUGUGAAAUGUGGCAAUAUUAUAAAUGCACGGUUGGUGUUUGAUAGAAUGCCGAGAAAGGAUAGGAUUUCCUGGAAUGCAAUGAUUUCGGGCUAUUUUGAGAAUGGGGAGUGUUUGGAAGGAUUAAGGCUGUUUUUUCUAAUGCGUGAACUUUCUGUCGAUCCAGACUUGAUGACAAUGACUAGUGUGAUCUCUGCUUGUGGGAGUCUUGGUGAUGAGAGAUUAGGAAGGCAGGUCCAUGGUUUUGUGAUGAGAACAGAUUUUGGAGCCUGUGUUUCAGUGUGUAAUUCUUUAAUUCAGAUGUACUCAAGUGUUGGGCAAUGGAAGGAUGCUGAAAAAGUUUUUUCUAGAAUGGAGUGUAAGGACGUGGUGUCAUGGACGGCGAUGAUUUCAGGUUAUGAGAACAACAUGCUACCUGCUAAAGCUGUGAGAACAUACCAAUUGAUGGACCUAGAGGGAAUCGUGGCUGAUGAGAUCACCAUAGCAAGUGUUUUAUCUGCUUGCACUUGUUUGGGUGAUUUGGAUAUGGGCAUUAAACUUCAUGAGCUUGCUAACAGGAAAGGGCUCAUCUCAUGUGUUUUAGUUGCUAACACGCUCAUUGAUAUGUAUUCCAAGUGUAAAUGCAUCGACAAAGCUUUAGAUGUUUUCCAUUCUAUUCCUGACAAGAACGUGAUAUCUUGGACUUCAAUCAUCCUUGGCCUUCGUGUCAACAAUCGGAGCUUUGAAGCUUUGAUUUUCUUCCGGCAAAUGAAACUCAGUUUAAAACCAAAUUCUGUUACCUUAGUUUCUAUUCUAUCUGCAUGUUCUAGGAUAGGAGCUUUGAUGUGUGGAAAAGAGAUUCAUGCCCAUGCAUUAAGGACUGGAGUUGGGUUUGAAGGUUUUAUUCCCAAUGCACUUUUGGACAUGUAUGUAAGGUGCGGAAGAAUUGGACCUGCAAUGAACCAAUUUAACUCACUCAGAAAAGAUGUAGCAGCGUGGAAUAUUCUGCUGACAGGGUAUGCUGAGCGGGGGCAAGGAGCGCAGGCUGUGGAGCUAUUCCAGAGGAUGUUGGAGGCCCUGGUAAAUCCAGAUGAUAUAACUUUUAUUUCGCUAUUGUGUGCUUGUAGUAGAUCUGGUAUGGUGACAGAAGGUUUGGAAUAUUUCCAUAGAAUGCAACAUCAAUACUGUAUCACCCCUAAUCUGAAGCAUUAUGCGUGCAUUGUUGAUUUGCUUGGUCGUGCUGGGAAAUUGGAGGAUGCACAUGACUUCAUACAGAAAAUGCCUAUAGAACCUGAUCCAGCAAUAUGGGGAGCCUUGUUAAAUGGAUGUAGGAUCCACAGCCAAGUUGAGCUUGGGGAGCUUGCAGCACAUCAUAUCUUUGAAAAGGAUACAACUAGUGUUGGGUAUUAUAUUCUCCUAUGUAAUCUCUAUGCUGACAGUGGCCAAUGGGAUGAAGUCGCAAAAGUAAGAAGGGCAAUGAGACAGAAUGGACUAACUGUAGAUCCUGGGUGCAGUUGGGUGGAAGUAAAGGGGACAGUUCAUGCUUUCCUAAGUGGUGAUGAAUUCCAUCCUCAAAUAAAUGAAUUAAAAGCAGUUUUGGAUGGAUUUUAUGAGAAAAUGAAGGCAGUCGGUUUCAGUGAGCCUGAAAAGAGUUCUACGGAUGAAGUUGAAGCUUCAAAGGCCGAGAUUUUUUGUGGGCACAGUGAGAGACUAGCCAUUGCAUUUGGGCUCAUUAAUACUGCUCCUGGGAUGCCUAUUUUGGUGACCAAGAAUCUGUACAUGUGCCAGAGCUGUCACAAAACUUUCAAAUUUAUCUCUAAGGUUGUUCGCAGGGAGAUAUCUGUAAGGGAUACUGAACAGUUCCACCAUUUCAAGGAUGGCAUCUGUACUUGUGGGGAUAAUGGUUAUUGCGGAAAGCCUGGUACGGUGGAAGAAUUAUCGAUGUUGUAUUAACUUGUGAUAAAACGAAGCAGUCACAACUUCAGGGUGGUUGCACUCAACGGUAUUUAAUGGGUCUAUGGAUCAUGGAGUGGCCCUUUAUAUCCAAAAUGUUACCCUUGGGAGGAAAAAUAGAAUAGACCAUAAGAGUUUGCUUACAAAAACAGCUUGAACGUCACACAUGUAUGUUUUCUAGUGUGGCGGUAGAGUGAAGAGGGAAGAAACUGCUCUUCAUAUCAGGAAAUGACAUUGAAAUUUUGAGGGAAACUCCCAAUCGAACCAUUUUUACUCUUCCUCAAGAAUUGCCAUUUUGAGGUCCAUUUCUCUGGAUUUGAUAUAUAUGUACUUCCCUGUUAGGUGUUCCAACAAAAAAAAAGGGGGGCUGGCCGUUGAAUGUAGCGUAUGUUUUUGUAAGUCAUUGAUGCUGUAUAACAUCGAAAUACUUCUUCC
Molecule: messenger RNA, 3200 nt
Organism: Juglans regia (Persian walnut)
Lineage: Eukaryota; Viridiplantae; Streptophyta; Magnoliopsida; Fagales; Juglandaceae
Product: pentatricopeptide repeat-containing protein At1g15510, chloroplastic
Exons: 1
Coding region: 105-2765 (886 amino acids)
Biological process (GO): RNA modification
Cellular component (GO): intracellular membrane-bounded organelle
Molecular function (GO): zinc ion binding; RNA binding; protein binding
Source: RefSeq, a predicted model, not a curated record